Messenger RNA from Branchiostoma floridae (Florida lancelet), 2269 nucleotides. RefSeq names its product ribosome biogenesis protein BRX1 homolog. The transcript has 11 exons. Gene Ontology annotation, cellular component: nucleolus. Lineage: Eukaryota; Metazoa; Chordata; Leptocardii; Amphioxiformes; Branchiostomatidae. Bases 46 to 1218 code for a protein of 390 amino acids. Gene Ontology annotation, biological process: ribosomal large subunit assembly; rRNA processing. Gene Ontology annotation, molecular function: rRNA binding. The record is from RefSeq and is a predicted model, not a curated record.
ACUGAAAGUAACGCGAGACUGCAGUUGACCUGUGGUGACCCCAAGAUGGCGGCGAUGGGUAGAAAACGUGGUGGCGUGAAACAAACCGGCGAUCAAGUCGCCAAGAAGGCUAAAACCGAGAAUGGAGAAGACGGAAACUCUCCCAAUGUACAGCCUACAACGCAAGGAACAGCUAUGGGGGACAAGAGAAAGAAGCGACGUAACGAACGGAGAAAGGUGCAGAAGAAGUUGAAGAAGAAGAUGCAGAGGGAAGGUGCACAUCAGCCCAAACCUCCAGUUACUUUAGAGGAGAACUCAGAGGAGUCUGAAGAGGAGGACUCAGAAACAGAAGAACAGGAGACUCCUGCACCAGUCACAAGAGAGGACCCUCCACCUUUACAUGGGGGCAAGUGGACCAACAAGCAGCGGUGUCUGGUGUUCUGUUCCCGCGGAGUUUCUUACCGAGCCAGACAUCUCAUGAACGACCUUAAGAUGCUCAUGCCUCAUGCUAAAGCAGAGAGCAAGAUGCACAAAAAGGAAAACAUCCAACUCAUAAAUGAGAUGUGUGAGAUGAAGAACUGCAACAAGUGUGUUUAUCUGGAGGCCAGGAAGAAGAUGGAUCUGUACAUGUGGGUGUCAAAUGUUCCUCAUGGCCCCUCUGUGAAAUUUCUGGUGGAGAAUGUUCACACAAUGGGAGAACUCAAGUUGACAGGAAACUGUCUGAAAGGUUCCAGACCCAUAGUCACAUUUGACAAGAGUUUUGAUGAACAUCCCCACUGGAGUGUUGUGAAAGAACUGUUCACACAGACCUUCAGCACGCCGUACCACCACCCCCGGAGCCAGCCGUUUGUGGACCAUGUCUAUACCUUCUCCGUGGUGGAUGACAGAAUAUGGUUCCGCAACUAUCAGAUUGUUGACGAGAAAGGUUCCUUGGCAGAAGUGGGCCCCAGAUUUGUGCUGAACCCCAUACGUAUGUUCGGAGGCAGCUUUGGAGGCCCCACCUUGUACCAGAACCCACACUACAAGUCUCCUAAUGAGAUUCGUCGUGCCCUGAGGAGGUUAAAGGGAGACAAGUACACCAACCGCGUGCUGGCCAAAAAGGCGCUCCAGGAGAGAAAGACAGAUGAGACAUACCCGGUCGACCCGACAGACGAAGUCUUCGCCACGCCCAGAGAUGAGACUGACUCCGAAGAUGAGAAGCCUCAGAAGAAGAACAAAAGGAGGAGAAAAAAGAACUGAUUAAAGAAACACAACAGGGAAAAGGAGAGUUGGGAGAAAACAGUCUUUUCUGUUUCACUUCUAUGAAGAUCAGACAUCCAGGUUACUAGUAACUCUUGCCCUGCUGGUGUUCCUUUGCCAAUGUAAUCCCCCAGGUCUGAUUGCUUUCAACAGAACAGUAAAACUUGUUUUAUGCUACUGCUGCAGAGUUACUUCCCCAGCUAUGCUGUGGCAUGAAACAUUUAGGUAAGAAAUAACCCAACCCAUAUCUAUAGAAAUAAUGAAGUCGGAUACAGGCAUCAUGUAUGUGCAGAUCAAACAAUUGACUUGUAUAGCAGAACUAGGGUUGUUAAACACAGUUUAGGCUGUACAACUGGAUCAGACCAAUGUGAUAUAACUUCCUUGAUCAGACACAGAAACUAAAUCUGGAUGUUAUUAUUAAUAUGUUCCAAGUGACAUCCAUCACACUACUUCACGUGUACAGGUUCAUCCUGUCAUGUCCAACUGUUUUCAGCAUUGCAAUACUCCAAAGUAAAGUUUUUGCCUUUGUUGGCAAUUCUCAUGAAGAUAAGAGAGCUCAUCAAUAUUGUGUAACAUAUCAAAGUUGCCUAUUUUGUUUCAGCACAAGAAAAGAACAGCUAUGGGAAUUUUUUCCACAAAGAUCUUUUUUUUUAUAGAUGUGUAUAUCACAUGGAGUAACUCAACUCAUAGGCAAAUAUGAUGCCACAUGUAGUAUACAAAUGUGUUUUAUUAUUGUCAACUGUGUCUGCAAUUAUAUUACAUAUUUUACUAGGAUAUAUGUUCUAUUCUGUUUUCAUUUAUUAAAACUAAAUAUCCAUUGACUUUGAUAGAUCUCUACUUAUACAGACAUUAAAUACUAUUGCAAUUAUAUAAAAUAGGUUUGUGUUUGACUGCCAUGAUUUUGUUGAGCUUCUUUUGACUCUUUAUGUCCCCUCACAUUUUGGUCAGAGAGGACAGUCAAACUACUGGAGAACAAAUGUCAUGGAUAAUGAUGAUGUGAUAAUAAUGGUGAUGAUAUACAAACUGUAUCCUGACUAAAGCACACAAAGUU